UAAGAGCUCCGUUCAAAAACCAUUUUUUCGAUAUCAGCAUUCAUGAGUCUACUAAUCAACUAAUGACAAUAAAUUUGUCUCGGCGCUGAAUAUUGUCCAGUAAGUAACAUAAUUUACGAUUUUUACGUUACCUGUGACAGCCCUUUUGAGUUUCUUUCAAUCCUUGUUACCUUGUACUGAGUAUUUGAAAAUUAAGUAUUUUUUCUACCUCUCAACUGGCAAUGGAUUGCAACCAGAUGGAACAAGCACUGGAAGAGAAGCGAAAGGCUAUUAAGCAGCUGGAGGAUUGGCAAAAACAGUGGGCAACAGUUGAUCGCAAUCACAAAAUGGUUCUCAAAGAUAUUAUGGCUCGCUUGGAUCAGCCACCGUCUCAGUACCGAAGACCUUUUUAUGAUGAGCGCUGUACAGCAGUGAGAGUACUGAUCGGACAAUUUGCGGAGCAGCGGCAGGAAAUCGAAAGCCAACUCAUCGUUGCCGAGGCCAAGUUUGUCGCGUACCAGCGCAAACUGGACACUUCUCUCGCUGUAGUGAAUAAACUUCUUUCAAAAUUUUCGGAAGAAGCUGCUAAAAACCGUGAAAGACACGAAGGUGCUUAACUGGAUGACGGCUAAAUAUAAUGAGCCAUACACGAAAUUACCCGAAAACUUUUCUAGUUCAUUUACGUGCUUGCUACUCAUAUUUAUUCUAAAUUUUAUUAGCUAUGACAUUCCACAUUUUAAUUGUGCAGUUACUGCAGUGGAUUCCUUGAAUGUUUUUUUCUUGAUUUUAUCAAAGCUUUAUCUAUCGUUCGUUAGGUAUGCAUACCAGCAUAUGUAGCACAUAUGACAUAUUAUAUGAAAUUGUGUAAGGAAUGUUCAGUUCUAUCAUUCUGUGUACUAUGUUGCUGAUUGUGAGUAUAAAGUACUUAUUAUAUUCCAGA
Messenger RNA from Paramacrobiotus metropolitanus, 919 nucleotides. RefSeq lists its product as uncharacterized. The transcript is spliced from 2 exons. Bases 222 to 596 code for a protein of 124 amino acids. Lineage: Eukaryota; Metazoa; Tardigrada; Eutardigrada; Parachela; Macrobiotidae. The record is from RefSeq and is a predicted model, not a curated record.